This is a messenger RNA of Pseudomyrmex gracilis, 2680 nucleotides long. It is a transcript of the gene Aldh-III, whose product is annotated as aldehyde dehydrogenase, dimeric NADP-preferring. Gene Ontology annotation, biological process: aldehyde metabolic process. The coding region runs from base 411 to 2051 and encodes 546 amino acids. Gene Ontology annotation, cellular component: cytoplasm. The record is from RefSeq and is a predicted model, not a curated record. Gene Ontology annotation, molecular function: aldehyde dehydrogenase (NAD+) activity. The transcript is spliced from 14 exons. Lineage: Eukaryota; Metazoa; Arthropoda; Insecta; Hymenoptera; Formicidae.
GUUCGCAACAUUUCGAAAGUGACAUUGUGUUGUCUUCUUUCGAUGUGAAAACCGCUUUUAGCGCCAACCGAGUUACACACAAUUGUACAAUAUGUGAGAAAGGUCAACAUUAAGUAUUCAUGACUACGAUUCAAAGUCGAAGUUUCAAACAAUUGUUAGUUCAGUGUGUGACUUGCUCGCGAGUCAUUUAACAAAAAAAGAUUGUGAAAAUUGUAUUUAAAUACAGUCAGAUUUUAGCUUUUAAUAAAUUUUGUAAAUAUCAAAUAAUACAUUUUUAAAAAACAAUAUUUUCGAAAUUACAUGUCCCGCGCAACAGUUUUACGUUGUGCUGAAUUAUCUUCAAUCUGCGAUCACAUACCAAUGUAAGGAGUGUCAUCGAGUCGAAAAUAUCUGAGGUACAAAUUCCAAACAUGUGUGAAGUAAAAUUAGAUAUUCCGUCCGAUGACAUGGCGGACGAAUCCGAUGUUUGUCGUAUCGAUUUAGAGACAGCUGUUAUAAAUCAUUCUGAAUCAUCGCAAGCAAAUGGCAAACCAGCUCUUAUAAAUUAUGCAGACGUAGUUCAACAGUUGCGGGAUGCAUUUAAUACUGGGAAAACAAGAUCACUAGAAUGGAGAAUUACACAAUUGAAGCAACUAAAACGCAUGAUAAACGAGACCGCCACGGAAAUCACGAUAGCGCUGGCGUCAGAUUUACGCAAAUCCAAAUUUGAAGCGUACGCAACCGAAAUUGAUUUUGCAAUUAACGAAAUAGACAAUAUGCUCGACAAUAUUAAACAGUGGGCAGCGCCACUAGAGCCACAUAAGGAAUUGGCAAACUUUUUCGACUCGGUGAAAAUUUAUAAGGAUCCCUACGGAGUUGUUCUUAUCAUUGGUACAUGGAAUUAUCCUCUUCAAUUGACCAUAGUACCACUUAUAGGCGCUAUUGCAGGUGGAAAUUGCGCAAUUUUGAAGCCAUCGGAGAUAGCACCGGCUACAAUGAAAUAUUUGGCCGACACUAUUCCGAAAUAUUUGGACACGGAAUGUGUCCGCGUCGUAGUGGGAGGAGUUUCGCAAACAACAGAGCUACUCAAGGAAAGAUUCGAUUAUAUUUUUUACACUGGAUCUACAGGAGUUGGAAAAAUUAUACGAGAAGCUUCCAAUAAAUAUCUUACACCUGUUACACUAGAGCUGGGUGGUAAGAGCCCGGUAUAUUUAGACAACACAGUAGAUAUGACACUGGCAGCAAAACGCAUUCUUUGGGGCAAAUGUCUCAAUGCCGGUCAAACUUGCAUCGCACCCGAUUACGUUUUGUGCACGCGUGAAGUGCAAAACAAAUUUGUUCAGGAAGCUGAAAAGAUUCUGAAGGAGUGGUACGGCGAAAAUUUACAAGAAAGUCCCGAUUUCGUUCGCAUAGUAACGGAAAAGCAUUAUCAGCGACUUGUUACUUUUUUGAAUGGCAAUAAUGGCAAGAUAGCGAUCGGUGGCAUUACCAAUCCUACGGAAAAGUUUAUUUCUCCCACAAUAUUGCUUGAUAUCAAACCGACAGAUCCCGUCAUGCAAGAAGAAAUAUUUGGACCAAUACUGCCUCUAGUAACUGUUAAUAAUGCUUACGAAGCAAUCGAAUUCAUCAACAGCCGGGAGAAGCCGUUAUCAUUGUAUAUAUUUAGUCUGAACAAAGAAGCUAUAUCGGUGAUUCUUGAUAAUACAUCUAGCGGCGGUGUUCUUGUGAAUGAUACAAUAAUGCAUCUAGCAGUUGAUAGUCUACCCUUUGGAGGAGUUGGAUAUUCUGGUAUGGGAGCUUACCAUGGAAAAUACACAUUCGAUACAUUUGUACACGAGAAAAGUGUUUUAAUACGUGAUUACAAUAAAAUCGCAGAAAUGCUUAGCAAAAACCGUUUCCCACCUUACUCUGAUGCCAAGUUGAAGAUGAUUAAAUUAUUGGUCAGAAAACGACCUAUACUUGGUCUAUUCCGUAACAAAUAUUUUAUCUACACACUUAUAUUCGGUCUUGGAGUGCUAACGACAAUCGGAUUUACUACUUUACUAAAGGAAUUUAAUCACCAGGAGGACUAAUUUUACAAUAAUUACCGUGCAAUGCCUGAUAAAUGUCUCACAAUGCAUUCGUAUCGUGCAUUUAUAUGCAUACACUUUUUAUAGUUAAUUUUAUAGUCACACUAGUUAAAUAAUAAUCGUUUUUUGGGCUCUAUAAUUUUAUAUAAAUACACACACGCGUGUUUUCUUUGGUUAUACUUUUAUAUUUUACGGCUCAUGUUUUCUUUCAUUUACUUUUCGUAAUGUAAACGCGAGUUUGUUUUUUUUUAAUAUACUUAUGCGUUAUGUAUGUAAGUUUUUUUGUUGGUACAUGCGAGAUAUGAUACAAAAGCUUCAUGUAAGUAGAAUUGCAACGCAUAAUUAAAAUUUCCUGAGAUUAUUGAGAAAAAAAUUUUAAUGUCAAGGUUCACAGAGAAGAGCAUUAAUAAGCUUUGAAUUAUAAGUCUCUAAAGUUUGUGCGCUCACGUACGCUAACAUGUAAGCAAUGUAAGCAGCAAAACUAUUGUUGCGCAGAUACCUAUAUAUCGCGUACGAAGUCUUAAUGAAAAUAUUGUGGAAAAGAGACAAAUAUGUGAUAUAUAAUAUUAAGAUGACCAUAGUUUUUGUCGCCAAUUUUCGCUCUACUUUUAACAAGCAAAAAAAAAAAAAAA